UAACCGAAUUGCGUGAAUUAAGGAGUGUCUAUUUCGAGCUCAGUGGUUAGAUUGUCUGCAAUCUGUGUUUGAUUUUUGCUAAUUCGCCGGAUUCGUUUAUUACUUUACCGAGAGUUACAUUUCUAAGACAUGGAUUCCCAUAUUUCUAAAGAAAAACUGAGAAGUAAGAUUGAAACAACUUAUGGAAGAAAGAAAUUAGAUCUCUCAGGGUGGAAUUUGCUUGAGUUGCCGGAAGCUGUGCUAGAAUUAACUGAGUUGGAGAAAUUUAAUCUGUCAAGGAAUAAACUUAAAAAAAUACCUGAAAAUGUUGGAAAACUAAAUAAUAUUAUGGUACUUCUUGUAAGUGGAAACCAGCUGUCCAUAUUCCCUGCAAGUUUGACACAGCUGAAGAAACUUGAAUGGCUAGACAUCUCGCGUAACAAAUUAACUACCAUCCCUGAUGCUAUUGGUGAGAUGGUGGGGCUGGAAGUACUGGGUCUGAGUUACAACCAGCUGACUGUGUUGAGUCCAGCAAUAAAACAGCUGAAGAAACUCAAAUGGCUGGACAUCUCACAUAACAAACUAACCACUAUUCCUGAUGCUAUUGGUGAGAUAGUGGGACUGUGGAGACUGGAUCUGAGUUGCAACCAGUUGACUGUGUUGAGUCCAGCUAUAACACAGCUGAAGAAACUCAUAGAGCUGAACAUCUCAUUUAACAAACUAACCACCAUCCCUGAUGCUAUUAGUGAGAUGGUGGAACUGGAGAGACUGAAUCUGCGUUGCAACCAGUUGACUGUGUCGAGUCCAGCUAUAAAACAGCUGAGGAAACUCAAAUGGCUGGACAUCUCACAUAACAAACUAUCCGCCAUCCCUGAUGCUAUUGGUGAGAUAGUAGGGCUGGAGGAACUGGAUCUGAGUUAUAACCAGCUGACUGUGUUAGGUCCAGCUAUAAAACAGCUGAAGAAACUCCAAUUGUUGUUUGUGAAUGGGAAUCCUUUUACAGUUGAAGGAAUAAGAGGUGUUAUGGAGCUAGAAAAUAGAAGAAUGAUUGACCAAGUAUAUUUGGAUCUCCAAGACCAAAUAGCAGAUGGACAUAAAGCACAGCUGGCUUAUGAAAGGGCUUUGAAAGAUGGAUAUGUCACAGUUUACCGUGGUAGAAUAUUACUCAUUGGUCAGGAUAGAGCUGGUAAAACCAGUUUAAAGAAGAGUCUCCUAGGCCUUCCAUUUGACUCUAAUGAACAGAGUACUGAAGGCAUUGAAGUGGAUCCUUCAAAGUGUGAAAUUGAUGUUGACCAAGCUGUAAGGAACUGGCAGUCCAUUGGUGAGAAUAAACCAGGACUGUUGGAAUGUUCUAAAGAUGUGGCAAAGAUUGUGGUAGAGAAAAUAUUUGUACAAGACAGUUUUGCCAGAAAAAUGACUAUGCAGCUAAAACAUUUUGGAGAAGAAGAUACAGAUAAAAGUUCAAAAGAAGAUUUUGAAAAAGAUUCAGCCCAUGUUUCAUCAGCAGAUUUUGGAGAGGGAUCUUUUGAUGGUUACAAAUGUGGCAGGAAAAAGGUUGGGGAUAAAGGAGAUUAUGCGUCAGUAGAUGCUAUGGACAACAUUAGCAUUGAACACUCAAUGGACUGCAUCUCAGAUGAGCCCAAGGUAAUUAUUGAUGUUGCUCAACCCCCUGAUACUGAAGAGCAUGUUCAUCAGUGGUUGAAGUAUCUCCAAGGCAAAGACAUAGAAAGUGGUUCAUUCAAAGAAGAAUCCUAUGUCAAAAUGGAUAUAUGGGACUUUGCAGGGCAGCACCUGUACUAUGCCAGCCAUCCUAUUUUCUUAUCACAACGAGCACUAUACAUACUGGUGCACAAUCUCAGCAAGCCUUUGGAUGCCACAGCUGAGCCUUGCAUGAGGCAAGGGAGUAAUGAUGUGAAGUUAGAAAACCCUAACAAUGAAACAAACAUGGAGAAUUUACUGUCAUGGCUGGCUACAGUACACGGUGUUGCCCUGGCAACUGAUGACCCGGAGGAUGAUGCACAACAUAAGCUACCCUACCUUCGCCCCCCAGUGUUUAUUGUUGGAACACAUGCUGACAAACCAGUAGAAGACAUAGAAGUAAUAAAGAAACAAAUACAGGAGAGAAUUUCUGGUAUGGAAUAUGAGAAGCAUGUGGUCAGACCUUUAUUCUGGAUUGACAACACUCAGGGACGAAACUUGAUUGACAACACUCAGGAACAAAACUUGAUAAAGAAAUUUAUCCAGAAGAUUCUAAAGCAAAGAGAGAAACAUAAAACAGCAGAGGAAGAAGGAAAAGCGGAUGGAAUAGAUAAAUUGCAGAACAGAAUCCUGGAAGUGUUGAGGCAGGAGCCCUAUAUGGGGGAGAAAAUACCUGUCAGAUGGUUUUUGUUUGAAAAGGUAAUUGCAGCUUUGCUGGGCAAACAGAUUUAUCACAGAAAUCUGCAACAACUUAAGCACUAUGCAAGGAGAGAUUGUUUCAUGGAAGAUGCAAAAGAGUUUGAGUCCAUGGUCAGUUUUUAUCAUGGUCUGGGGAUGAUAAUCAAGCACCGCAGUACAGUUGUACUGAAGGCUCAGUGGUUGAUUGAUCUGUUCAAACAGCUGAUAACCAUUCCACCUUUCAAUAAACAGAUUCCCCUAUAUGCUGAGUACUGGCGGGAACUUGAAGGAAGUGGCAUCCUUAGUAUGGAACUUGUUGAUCAUGUGUUCUCCAGCUUUAUUGAUCAAGGAAUCAUUAGAGAAGACAUCUUAGACAUGAUGGAGCAAUUUGGUUUGAUCGCUAAGUUCUCAGCUUCCCUAACUGAUGAGAAGUACUUUGUACCAGCUCAGUUGAAGUCACCGCCUGAAGAACUCUGUAAGAUGGAACCAUCAUCAACUGAUCCAUGUCCAUUAUAUCUCCUCUUUGUCCAUGGCUUUGUCCCUCAUGGUCUCUUCUUGCAGCUUGUCUCGCGAUCCAUUCGUUGGUGUUCAAAGACAUGGGCCACGCAUCAACCUAGCCUGUACCAAAAUGGAGCAUGGUUCAUCAUUGGGAAAGAUAUUCAUGAUUUUGUCCUCAUAUGCAAAACAGGAUUCGUGAAGGUAAUCUUGAGACAAAGAGAAGCACAAAGUCAUCAGGUUGUGGGACAGAACUCCAUCAAACUAGCACCUCUUGUUCGUGAAUUUCUUGAAGACACCCUGAAGAAUUUGUCACAAGAAAUGGCAUACCUGAGGGGACUGCGGUAUAGGCUGUGUGUUGCAUGUCCUUACUGUCAUGAAGGAGCAGAAGAAACACGUCGUGCAUGCUCAGACCACGUGAAAACCACUUGCACACACAAGGACUGCUUCCACCUCAUUGAUGCAAAUGAAGGUCAACCAGACAUCUGCAAGCGAAAACCUUGCAAUAAGGUGGAACCAGUGUGUGGAUUGCAGAACUGGUUCUUGAAAAGAAGAUUCCAGGGUUUGUUCUCUUCAAAUGAAGCUGCUAGAUCCCAUGAUGAAGCAAGUGAAAUCAAUUCAAUGAAGUCUGCCACAGCAUUGAAGGUGACUCUCCUUUGCAAUGAGUGGAGUUCCUCAAUGGGGGGCUUGUCCACCAUCAACAGACAGCUUGCCAUUCUGUUGGCCAAGCACCCUGAAGUGGACGUUACCCUCCUUGUCCCACAGUUCGCUUGUUCUGAAGAAGAGAGGAGAAUGGCUCGAAUUCACAAUGUAUCCCUCAGAGAGGCACAAAAACGUCCAGGUUAUGCCAACUCCCUUGACUGGCUGAGUGCCCCACCGAGAGAUCUGGACAUUGACAUAGUGCUGGGUCAUGGAGCAAAGCUUGGUAAACAAGCUCAAUUCUUUAGAGAAUCGCACCAGUGCAAGUGGAUACAGGUAGUGCACACUGCGCCCGAAGAACUUGCAAUGCACAAAAACUAUCCCAAGGCUAUUUCUAAAGGUGAAGAGAAGAAUUUAACUGAAGUGACUUUGUGUAAGUUGGCAGAUGCUGUGCUAGCAGUCGGACCAAAGCUAACAGACGCUUUCUCCGCUCAGCUCCGCUCAUGCAAGAGUGAAAACGACAUCCUUCAACUGACUCCUGGAACUUUCCGUGAGUUCUCUGACGUAAAACAAGCCCCAAAGGAGAGUAACAAGUUUAAGGUACUGACGUUUGGCCGUGGUGACCCAGAGGACUUUAGCCUUAAAGGUUACGAUAUCUCUGCCAGAGCAAUAGUUGAACUAAAAGACAGGUCUUACUGUCUCAUCUUCGUGGGUGCACCUGACGGUAAACAGGAUGAGGUUGCAGCGAAUUUGCUGAAGAGUGGAAUUGAUAAAAACCAGCUGACCGUGAGGAAGUUUGUGCACAGCAAAGAGAGAUUGAAAGAAUUAUUUUGUGAAGUUGAUCUCUGCAUCAUGCCCUCUAGAACAGAGGGUUUUGGUUUGACAGCGUUAGAAGCGUUGUCUGCUGGUCUUCCCAUUCUUGUCAGUGGAAACUCAGGAUUUGGUGAAGCACUGUGCACUGUACCAUCAGGCAAAUCAUUCGUGGUGGAGUCUGAGGACCCAGGGGAGUGGGCAAAGGCAAUUGCUGGUGUCCGACAGAAGGAGAGAUCAGAUCGACUUCAAGAUAUUCAGCAACUGAGGAGUUCAUAUGAAGAGAAGUUUAGCUGGGAGAAACAGUGUGACAUUCUUGUGGAGAAGAUGUGGGACAUAGUUCAUGCUUCUAAAAGACGAGACACAAGUUUUAGAGCUCGGCAAGGCACAUCAACUGAACAACUUACAGUUGAUUCAUUACUGACUCCAAGUUCUCUUGACCGAAUCAUCCAGGAACUUCAGCAGAUGCAACUCGAUGCAAGCAAAGUCAAGAGCAGAACAGAUCUAUCAUUGGGGCUGAGGAAUAUUGCAUCAGACAGGGGCUUCAGAAUAUCUGACAAUCAAGGAUUAGGAAAUUGCAUGUUCUAUGCCUUGUCCGAACAACUGGAAAUUGUUAAGGGAAUCAAAAUCCCACAUGGCGAAUUAAGACAAAACCUGGUUCAGUACCUCAGGGGUAACCCAAAACUUCCGGAUGGAACAGAUCUGUUUCACUUUGUCCAUGGACAUCAAACAUGGACAGAGUACCUUGAAGACAUGGAACAAGAUGGUACUUGGGGUGAUCACGUGAUUCUGUGUGCCGCAGCGAACCGCUUUGAAACGUGCAUUCGUGUUGUCAGCAGUCUAUUCCAUAGCAAUGAUGUAAUCAUUACGCCACAUUGUGCAGUUGACGAAAGCAAACCUCUUGUGCUGGGACAUAUUCAUGAGGUGCACUAUGUCAGCCUUCAACCCGUGCAAGGUUAAAGUGGCAGGCCCCUACAGUCACCUUGAUUGGCCCUUGUGAAGAGCCCGGCCUUACAGAAUGACUUCAUAGGCGUACAGACCAUUGAUGCAAAGCUUUCUUCAGCCUGAUUUAUCCAAUGUAAACUUUUAAAAUCUUAGAUUUAAUUCGAGAUCCUAUGAUAUUAGUUUUCCAAUGAAUCGCAUGAAAAGGAAAACCACCCAAAUGACAAGGGGUGUAAAGAAAGACAUCAUACUGUGAAAAGUUAUCGUAACUGAGGAUACGAGCGCUAUUUUAAUAAAGUUAUUAUUAUUACUUACAGUAAUAUGCCUUCCCCCCAAAUUUAGAAGGCGAUCGAUAAUUGAGAUAAACUGCAGAAGUCCGUUGGCUUGAAGUGCCUAUACUGAUUAAAAUGUAAAAAUUAGAAAAUCGAGAUUUCAAAGGUUCAAGACUCCAGUCUGAACUGAGUAAGUUGGAAACGUUCCAAGUAAUGGCUUUUUUUUCGGAUCUAAUUAAUGUCUUGUUUCGUAACGACUGAAUUUCUUUCCCUUACGUUCAACUUCAAAUAGCAUUUCAGAGCAUUUACAGCCAUAACUCAACAUAGCGUCAUAGAACACUCCAACAAAAUUUUGCACUCUACGGCUAAUUUCGAUACUGGCGCUGACGAAGCGACCUCCAUUAUUGAUUAACCCUUUAACAGCCAGAUCAAAUUUGUAAUUCUCCUUACUGUCAACGAUACAAUUCUUAUAAUGUUAGUUCAGAGAAUUU
Molecule: messenger RNA, 6004 nt
Organism: Pocillopora verrucosa
Lineage: Eukaryota; Metazoa; Cnidaria; Anthozoa; Scleractinia; Pocilloporidae
Source: RefSeq, a predicted model, not a curated record